Molecule: messenger RNA, 1063 nt
Organism: Aspergillus fijiensis CBS 313.89
Lineage: Eukaryota; Fungi; Ascomycota; Eurotiomycetes; Eurotiales; Aspergillaceae
Exons: 1
Coding region: 132-764 (210 amino acids)
Source: RefSeq, a predicted model, not a curated record
AGGGGAAGGAGGGGAACGGGCGGUUUUUCAACAUCCACAUUCCGGGCUGGAAUUCGGGGUGGAAUCGGUAUGAUGGCGGGGAGUGUGCGUGGUAGGUUGGUUGCUCUUCUGCUCUGUAACGGAGAGAGGAAAUGAGUAUAGGUGCAGAAUCCAAACGAAACCUUCUGGCUUUGGUCAAACUGGAUCUCCUGCUGCCUAAAGCAAAGGCCGUAGACAAGGAUCCUCAGCUCAACCCCGACCCUCCCUCGGAGAAUUUUACCAAUCCCAUCCACCCAUUCAUCCGAACAAACAAAAACCAUCACCAGCAACCAGACAAGACAGCACCGAGCAACCAAAUCAGUCCCAAUCCCAAGAAACCCAGUGACGGAAUCCAAUCCCUCCUGCGAACGGAUCCCACAAACCCGAGCCCUCUCUCUAAACUAGCCCUCCCCCUUUUCCUUCCCACGAGAACUCCCAGUUCCUCCCCAAACCAAACAAAAGCAAAAUGCAAGAGAAAAAAAAAGCAAACAUCCUCCUUCCCUCCCCCUCCACCUCCUUCUAUCGUAUGCCAUGCACCACGGCCCGAUUGUCACUUGCCUCGUCUGGCACGGUCACUGGAUUCGAAAUUCCUGUUACCCCAGGUGUAUGUAUGGAUGUAUGUAUGGAUGUACAUACUGCGUAUUACCACUUCGCUGGCGUGUAUCCCUCCGCAGCAAGCAGAGCCGGCUUUCAAUGAUGAUUCCCUUGAUGGUGACGAUUGUAGUUCCUCGCGGGUACAUACAUAGACCAUCCAAUGUACCACCCCAUACCUAAACCCACGCGAGAUGGGAAAAAUAAAAGGUACACGGCAGUGAGUUUCCCACGCGGUGGCGAUACUUUAGAGGUACUACCGACUCCGUACAUUGUAUAUAGAAGAGCUACUGAUUCUUCAUUUUCGAGUGCAAUCAGCAUGGCAAGGAUACGUACAGGAAAGGGGGCAAGAAUCACGGGGGUCGGUAGAAUCCGACGUCUUGCUGUCCGGUCUUGGACAUGCGAUGAACUGUGGUCGAAACAGCGACUGCUGCAUUUUGUUUUGUUUAUCGUC